AUGAAGCAAUCAGAUGGAGAAUGGAAAUUAAAUGACAGCCUUCAUGAGGAACAGGAAAUUAAGGCUAUGGUAGCAGGGAAGGCUCUGUUUCGAGGGAGAAAUCGCUCCUCUUUAGACCAUGGGGCAUCGCUGUGCUUCUGCAAACAAGACAAGUUGCCCAUUACGUUCCAGUCCUGUGUGAUCACGAAGGAGUGCCACGUGUCAGAGUGGUCAGAAUGGACCCCCUGCUCCAAAACCUGCUUUGACAUGACAACCCCUAAAGGGAAUCGUACAAGAUCACGGACCAUUAAACAGCUCCCUGUCGGCAGUGAAAGUGAAUGUCCGCAAUUAGAAGAAACAGAGCAGUGUGUUUCUCAAGGAGAUGGUGUGGCACCGUGCAUUACGUACGGUUGGCGGACCACAGAGUGGACAGAAUGCCGUGUCGAUCCUCUCCUUAGCCAACAGGACAAGAGGCGAGGAAAUCAGACGGUGCUGUGUGGAGGUGGCAUUCAAACCCGGGAAACGUACUGCGUGCAAGCUAAUGAAAAUCUCCUUUCCUAUUUAAAUACCCUCAAGGAAAAAGAAGAAAGUCAGUCACAGAGCAAGUCGAAGGCUAGUGCUGCACCUCUGCUAUCGAUCACUUUUGAAAUAACAGCCUCGAGGCCGGUAGACCGUAGGCUGUGUACGGGACCUCUGCCCAGCACCUCCCAGCUGUGCCAUAUCCCCUGUCCUACAGAGUGUGAGACCUCAGCAUGGUCAGCCUGGGGACCAUGCACCUAUGAAAGCUGUGAAGACCCUCAGGCUAAGAAGGGAUUUAAACUAAGGAAACGACGCAUCACCAAUGAGCCUACAGGAGGAAUGGGAAACUGCCCUCACCUGCUGGAAGCCAUCCCAUGUGAAGAGCCCUCCUGCUAUGACUGGAGAAUUGUGGGGCUGGAGGAGUGCAUUCCUGACAAUGAGAAACCGUGUGGCCCUGGUACGCAGGUUCCUGUUGUCGUCUGCGUCAACAGUGAUGGAGAAGAGGUUGACAGACAGCUGUGUAGAGAUGCUAUCUACCCAAUCCCGGUUGUCUGCGAAGCUCCGUGCCCAAAGGACUGUGUGCUCAGCAUGUGGUCCGCAUGGUCCUCCUGCUCACACACCUGCUCCGGCAAAACCACAGAAGGGAAGCAGAUGCGUGCCCGCUCCAUUCUGGCGUAUGCAGGUGAAGGAGGAAUACAGUGCCCAAAUAGUAGUGCCCUACAGGAAACGCGCAGCUGUAACGAACACUCUUGCACUGUGUAUCAUUGGCAGACCGGCCCGUGGGGACAGUGCAUAGAGGAUACGUCUGUCUCUGCUUUCAACUCCUCUGCCAGCUGGAACGGGGAGGCCACCUGUUCCGUGGGGAUGCAGACAAGAAAGGUCAUCUGUGUGAGAGUCAACGUGGGACAAGUGGGCCCAAAAAAAUGCCCUGAGAGCCUCCGACCAGAAACAGUGAGACCAUGUCUGCUUCCCUGUAGGAAGGACUGUAUUGUGACUCCAUUCAGUGACUGGACAUUGUGUCCUUCUUCAUGUCAAGAAGGAGGUGUCACAGUAAAAAAGCAGUCUCGUCAUCGAGUCAUCAUCCAGCUCCCCGCCAACGGUGGUCGUGAGUGCCCGGACUCCUUGUUUGAGGAAAAGGAAUGUGAAGCUUCUCCUGUCUGCUAUAGCUACAGGUGGAAGACCCACAAGUGGCGCCGGUGCCAGCUAGUACCAUGGUAUGUGCGCCAAGACAGUCCAGGAGCACAUGAGACUUGUGGACCUGGGCUACAAGCAAGAGCAAUUACUUGUCGCAGACAAGACGGAGGACAGGCUGACAUCAGUGAGUGCCUUAAAUACUCUGGCCCAUUACCAUCCUUAACACAGACAUGCCAGAUUCCCUGCCAAGAUGACUGUCAGUUUACCAACUGGUCAAAGUUUUCUUCCUGUAAUGGGGACUGUGGAGGAGUCAGGACAAGAAAACGCACUCUUGUCGGAAAAAGUAAGAAAAGGGAUAAAUGCAAAAAUUCUCAGUUGUACCCUCUGAUUGAGAAUCAGUUUUGUCCGUGUGACAAGUACAGUGCUCAGCCUGUGGGAAAUUGGUCAGACUGUAUUUUACCAGAGGGAAAGCUGGAAGUAUUGCUGGGAAUGAAGGUACAAGGAGACAUUAAAGAAUGUGGACAAGGCUAUCGUUACCAGGCCAUGGCAUGCUAUGACCAAAACAAUCGACUUGUGGAAACAUCACGAUGCAACAGUCACG
Grus americana (Whooping crane) is the source of this 2233-nucleotide messenger RNA. RefSeq names its product thrombospondin type-1 domain-containing protein 7A-like. The annotation marks the transcript as partial. NCBI's taxonomy places the organism in Eukaryota, Metazoa, Chordata, Aves, Gruiformes, Gruidae. The transcript has 13 exons. The record is from RefSeq and is a predicted model, not a curated record.